AUGUCUUGUGCCUGGGUGAGAAGGUCCAAGCACUGCUCAGAACUCGGGGAAGUAGCUGCUUACGUCUCCGACCUCAUUUUAUCUGAGGACUUGAGGCACGAAGCCCGUUGCGUUCAGAAUUUUCAUGGAGUACUGCUCUUUGCGGACGUCUCAGGUUUCACUGCUCUGACAGAGAAGUUUAGCCAGAGCGUCAGCCUCGAGCGGGGUGCGGACGAGCUAACGCAAACGCUCAAUGACUACAUGGGCGACAUUGUGGAGGAGCUGCUGGGCUUUGGAGGAGACAUCUUGAAGUUUGCAGGGGAUGCUGUACUGGUGCUGUGGAGAGUGAGGGAAACACAGCUGAGAGACACCAUCAGCCUGGUGCUGCAGUGCUGCCGGCAAAUCCAGGAGAAGUACAGCGUCCGUGACACAGACGUGGGUCUGAAGCUCCGACUGAAGAUAGGGAUCUCUGCAGGGCACAUGUCGCUGCUGACUGUGGGAGACCGCAAGGAGCAGCACUUCCUCAUCCUUGGCAAGGCCGUGGGUGAAGUCUGGCAGGCGCAAAACCUUGCAAGUGCAAGUGAUAUUAUCCUGUCAGCCAGCAGCUGGGAGCUCUGUAACCAGAGCCAGGUGAAGAGCAAGAGAGUGAAAGGCCAAGGAGCGGUGAAGAUUGACGACAGACAGCCCCUGGCGUGCCUAUCCGAGCUGCGGCCGGUCACCUGCCUCUUUGUGAAGCUGCAGUUUGCUGCCAAGGUCAACCUAACGCAAAUCUGCAAGGCUAUCCAGGACAGCAGCGUGCUGAUUUCGGAGAUCCUCCGUCCUCACAAGGGCGAAAUCAACAAAAUCUCCAUGUUUGAUAAGGGCUGCACGCUGCUGUGUGUGUUUGGCCUCCCUGGAGGAAAGCUGCCCUGCGAGAGCGUUUGCGCCCUGGAAAGCGCGAUUAAAAUCUCCACCGCCUGCUCCGGGAGGCUGGGGAAAAUCGAGGCAGUGUCCGUGGGGGUCACCAGCGGGACAGCGUUCUGCGGAGUCGUCGGCCACCGCGUCAGGCACGAGUACACAGUCAUGGGCCAGAAGGUGAACCUGGCUGCCCGGCUGAUGGAGCACUACCCGGGGCUGGUGUCCUGCGAUGCGGCGACCUACGCAGCAUCCCGGCUGCCCCGGUCCUACUUCAAGGAGCUGCCGAAGGCCCAGAUGAAGGGGGUUGGCGAUCCUGGCACUGUCUAUCAGUACCUGGGGAUGUCGCAGAAGCUCAUAUUUGGCCUGGAUCUUAUGGAGGAGAGGUCAGAGUACGGCCCCUUGCUCGGUCGUGAAAAAGAGAUUGCCCUCUUUGAAAGUGCCUUGAAAGCCUAUGGGACUUGUCGCGAAAGCAGCAUCCUAGCGUUUGAGGGUGUGCUUGGCUCUGGAAAGAGCCAUUUACUCACUGAGCUGGCAUCUUUGGGACAGGCUGCUGGCCACAGGGUGGUGGCCGUGGAACUGACAGAGCUAAACCUGAAGCAGGUCUACUCUGCCCUCCGUAUGGUGCUGGCCAUGGCCCUGGGCCUGCAGGCAUGUCAAUCGUGCAGUGCCAGACAGCUUGUGCUGCAGGCAAAGCUCCAAGGGCUGAUGGCAGAGAGCAGCUACUGCCUCCUCAACGACAUCUUCCUCGUUAAGUUUCCCCUCUCGACGGCAGUUUCCCAGAUGAGUGGCACUCAAAGGCAAAUGGAGCUGGAGUUGGUUUUGAAGAAAGUGCUCCAGAAGACUGUUGAAGAAGAUGGCGUUGUAUUUGUCAUCGACAACGCCCACUGCAUCGACUCUCCCUCCUGGAGUCUUAUGUGGAGCGUGCUCAGGGAUGUCUCAAUCUUCAUGGUGAUGAGCUUCACUGCCAGUCACUGCAGAAGACAGAGGCUUUGCCAAGCUGCCGUAGACAUCCUGAAGCUGCCAAAAACCAGUUGUGUUCGUCUGGGAGAGCUGAAGCCUUCCGCUGUAGUGCAGAAAGCCUGCCAGGCGCUUGGAGUUGUCAGCCUGCCCCAGGAUCUAGAGACGUUGCUGACGCAAAGAAGCUACGGCAUCCCCUAUUACUGUGAGGAACUGUUGCGCUACCUUCUUGGCCAUGACAUGCUCUUGUUCCACCCACUGGGGAAGGAUGAGAAACGAGAGGACAAGUGGGAGAGCCUCUUCACUUCUGUGAUGGAGGCUUCAACCACCGCAGCAGCACGGAGCUCCAGCGCGGGGAAGGACCGCAGGGUGUGCACCAUGAGGCCAGAUGUGACCCUGCAGAACACUGUACUCCCCCCUACAUUGAAAGGGAUUGCGCUGGCUGAGCUGGACAGCAUGAAGCCCUCGGAGCAGAUGGUUCUGAAGUGUGCAGCCAUCCUAGGGCCGCUGUUUAGCACGGAGCUGCUGUUCCACAUCCUUCCCGGGUGGAGCAGGGCCAAGCUGAACAAGGCGCUGAAUGCCCUGGUGAGAUGCAACAUCCUCAAGUGGCUGAAUGCUGCCAAGGGGGCAGAAGAGAGCAGUGUUCCCACCGAGGGGUCGGGCACCUCUCUGGAGGAGGAGAGCGAUGCCCAGAAGUCAUCCGUGGAGGAGAGCAAGCAGAGGGCGAGGCUGGAGUCUGGCGUGCUGGCCUUUUGCGCCCCGCUGCUGCAGGAGGCUGCCUACGAGCUGUGGCCGAAGGGACAGAGGGUGGCCCUGCACCACAAGUGUGCGGCCUUCCUGGAGAGGCACGCGCACAAGUGCCAGUGCUGCGGGGGAGGCGACUUUGUUGCCUUCCACCGCUUGGCCCUCGGCAGCACGCAGGAGGCCGAGAGCUGUGAAGAGCACGGAAGCGACUGCUACUGGCGCAGCUGGGAGGCCUCCCUGGCGACCAGCGAGGAGAUGAAGUCGGACGAGCUCCCCGCCUCUACGGAUGCUUCAAGUGGUGUACCAAAAGAGAAGAGCUGCUUGGAGGAGAUUUUUCGAGCAGCAAAGCAGUUUCUGGCUAAGACCGAAUGGAUGCCCAAGGUGCCCAGCAAGACCCACUGGAUGCAGGGUGUGGAGUAUUCCUGCAGCUGCAAGGCCAUUGUGGACUUGGUGCUUGUGCCCUUGGCUCAGCACUACAUGGCAGUGGGCAAUGACGCCAGGGCCUUUUAUUAUCUGCUGGAGGGUGCGGCUGCCUACUUGCACGUCUCCGACAACUACCUGGCCUUCCAGAACCUGAAGAAAGCAGAAGUGCUGAGGACCUUGGUGGCUAAGAAGAGAAACGCGCUUGCUUGCUUUGAAGAAGCCACUUUGCUGAGCCUCAAAGGAGAGGUCUGCUACCAUAUGGGACAAACGGAGCUGGCGACGACAACGAUCAGGAAGGCAUUGAGCCUGCUGAAGAGGAAAUUCCCCAUGACCUCCACUGGCGCCACCUUGCAGCUUGUGCUGGAAAAGUCAGAGCAUGCCUCUCGCAAGAAGAACAGAGACUCCUCCGUUCCUCAGGAGGCAGGGAGGCAGAGGCUCCCCUGGCUGUUCCGGCAAAGCCACUGCCUGUCCUUACUGCGGCAGCUCUUCAGCCUGGAGAGCGCCGCCGGCAGUCGGAGGCUCUCCCGCCUGGCAGCACUCAUGAAGGUGAACACGGCCGAGGAGUCCGAGGAUGCGAGUCACGUCCUCUUGUCCUACCUGGAAUAUGCGCUGUGCUGCCAGAACCUGGGCUGCCGGGAAGAGUGGCUGCAAUACGGGCGGGCGGCCGUGCAGCUUAGCGCUGAGGUGCAGCUCUUUGGAGGAGGGGUAUUAAACACAGCCAGCUUUGCCCAGGCCCUGUCCCAUCUGACCCUCAGCCUGGGAAAUCUGCCUCUGUCCGUCGACGUAGGCUAUCGUGCUGAGAGGCUCUGCAUGGAGCUGCAGAAGCCUGACCUGGGCUACAUGGUUCUCAGGACCCUCUUCACGGCACUCUUUCUGCAGAUGAGGUACCCAGAAUGUGAGGCAGUGCUGCGCAGGCUAGAGAAGCAGGUGUCUGGAGCAGAUGAGAUCGUUGGGCAGGCAUGCUUCUUCUCCUGCUGCUUAGACCUCUUGCUUGAUGCUGGGUGGCAGUAUAAGUCCUUUGAAGAGUGCAGGAGGUUCGUGGAGCAGAACGAAGCCAACUGCCUUCUCCAGGCGCAGAGCAGCAUCCUGCUUGGACUGUAUUCGUCCCUGGCUCUUUGGUUUGCAAGGCUUGGGCAGUGGGACAACUUCCAGAAGCCCUUUGAAAAGGCCAAGAGGCUGCUGAAGAGCACUGGCGCCUGCCUUGUGGCCAGCCAAGCGUGCAGCCGGCUCCUGGAGUGCCAUAGCCUGGUGCUGAAAAAGGACAUGGAGCACGGCUCGUGGAGGGCCCGUGAGAGCUGCCGCAGGGCUCUAAGGCUCGCCAAAGAGGUUUUCUCUCGGUGCUCCACAAGCCCCGUCUUCUACCCCAGAGUCUACCACCUGAAAGCCUACAUUUUCCUGAUGCUGGGGAAUGAAGAGCAGAGCCUGCUGUGCCUCAACCAGGGCCUCCAAGCCUGUGAAGACCAUGGCAACCUGCUGGAGAAGACUUGGCUGGAGAUGAGCACUGAGUGCUGGUUCACUGGAAAAGGCCCCCAGGGAGAUUUGUGGCUGAAGACAGCCCCACAUUUUCCACACCUGAACCAAGCAAAGCCAGAGGUCUGUAGCUCCAGGUACCUGCUGAAGCUGCCAGCACUGCAAAGGGAGGAUUCUUCUCCAGGAAUUAAAUUCUGA
Messenger RNA from Rhea pennata, 4668 nucleotides. RefSeq names its product adenylate cyclase type 10-like. The record is from RefSeq and is a predicted model, not a curated record. Gene Ontology annotation, molecular function: protein binding; adenylate cyclase activity. Gene Ontology annotation, biological process: intracellular signal transduction; cyclic nucleotide biosynthetic process. Lineage: Eukaryota; Metazoa; Chordata; Aves; Rheiformes; Rheidae. Bases 1 to 4668 code for a protein of 1555 amino acids. The transcript is spliced from 30 exons. Gene Ontology annotation, cellular component: cytoplasm.